AAGUCUCCCACCAAAACUGACCAGGAACUCAAGCUCAGGGCACACAAUGUAUUUGCACCCAGGGCUGUCCAGCUUCCAGAAGCGUUGAAGGAGCUGAUUGACGACCUUCGUGAUCGUCCUCGCGAACACAUUUCGCCUAACGCCAAAGAGCUGGUCAAGCUACAACCGCUUGCUGCCAACAGAGCGGAGAAGGACGGCUUCGACAUCAUCCAAGACAAGCUUCUAUACGAACGUGCAUACAGGAGCACCACUGGCCAGCUUCUUGAGCCUGUCGUAGAGCUCAAUCUUUCACCGCAGUACCGUCCGCCGCACAACUUUUCCGAAUAUCCCGAUACCAAAUGGAUGGAGAAGCCGGUUCCGGACCGUGCAUUUGGAUAUCUCACUAGGACAGACUUUGAAAGAGCACCGUCAAUCUUUCAGUCUCGCGACCUAGCCUUUACCCCCGAAGAGGAGUUUGUCCUCAAUCAACUCGGCCCGCUAUGCGAAUACAUUCAUGCUCCCUUCUUCACUUGUCAAUGGAAGGCUUGUCGCAAUGGCGGAACACACUACGCUGCACAGUUACAGGCUGCAAGGGACGGUGCAACCAUCGUUAAUUAUCUCAAGCUUCUAUCCCGCGCCGCACUCCCUAGCCAGGAGAUCGAUAUCACCCGCGUUUGUCAUUUCUCAAUGACCUGCGAUCUAGCAACCGCCUACGUUUACCUCCAUUGGCUGAAUCCUAGCGACGAAUUCACCGGCUCUCCAACCUACGAGAUGCAAGUUAUUAAACAGACCUUCCUCAAUUCGGAAUCCCAAGUCCUUGAGCUGCGGAGGCUGUUACGCAACCUUUCCGACUGGGCUUUUGAGGUACGCCUGCCUUGGAUCAAGUCUCUCCUUGCUGCA
Eremomyces bilateralis CBS 781.70 is the source of this 879-nucleotide messenger RNA. RefSeq lists its product as uncharacterized. Lineage: Eukaryota; Fungi; Ascomycota; Dothideomycetes; Eremomycetales; Eremomycetaceae. The annotation marks the transcript as partial. The transcript has a single exon. The record is from RefSeq and is a predicted model, not a curated record.